This is a messenger RNA of Funneliformis mosseae, 249 nucleotides long. The record is from the annotation of a GenBank genome assembly. NCBI's taxonomy places the organism in Eukaryota, Fungi, Glomeromycota, Glomeromycetes, Glomerales, Glomeraceae.
AUGGCUAUGUUGGUAGCUGUUGAUGAUGAACGUGAGCAGCACCUUAUUACUUACCCAUCAGAGCCUUUACUGCCUGAAGCCUUAAUGGAAUUAUUAUUAGAAAAAGGUGUAAAAAUUGUAGUAUUAAAGGAGUUAGAAGCAGUGUACAAAUCUGAAGACAUUUUUAAUAUAGUAUGUGCUGAGGAUGAAACUGAAUUGUUGUAUAAAAUACUUCCCAGUGUUUAUGGGUCACCUAAAAAGAGAAAUUAG